This is a messenger RNA of Eruca vesicaria subsp. sativa (arugula), 502 nucleotides long. NCBI's taxonomy places the organism in Eukaryota, Viridiplantae, Streptophyta, Magnoliopsida, Brassicales, Brassicaceae. The record is from the annotation of a GenBank genome assembly.
CUUGAGAGAAAGAGUGCAAGUGGAACAACUGAUUAGGUACAUAAUAGAGGAGCCUCUCGAAGAUGUCGAACAGAAGCGAACAUUCAAGUUUCCUUUUGUUGCCUGUGAAAUUUUCACAUGUGAGAUUGAAAUGAUACUGAAAACACUAGUUGAGGAUAAGGAGUUGAUGUUAUUGCUGUUUUCGUUUUUGGAAGCCAAAGAAACCCAUAAUUCAUUGCUUGCCGGAUACUUUAGCAAGGUUGUCAUUUGUCUGCUAGUGCGGAAGACGAUCCCUUUCAUGCAAUUCAUAAAAGAUCAUCAAGAAAUACUGAAGCAGCUUGUUGAUUUGAUUGGUAUAACAUCUAUAAUGGAGGUUUUAAAACGCCUGAUCGGUACUGAUGAACACCUAUAUUCAAACUACACAAGCACAAUGCAGUGGGUAGAAGAUACGGAUGUUUUAGAGCUGAUGGUAGACAAGUUUGGCUCCUCAAUGCCAACGCAGCUGAAAUUCUGUGCACUGUAG